Molecule: messenger RNA, 2405 nt
Organism: Helicoverpa zea (corn earworm)
Lineage: Eukaryota; Metazoa; Arthropoda; Insecta; Lepidoptera; Noctuidae
Exons: 3
Coding region: 1-2004 (667 amino acids)
Source: RefSeq, a predicted model, not a curated record
AUGUCCAAACUCGGAUGUUUGUUGUUGGUCUGGGCGGUAUGUGAAGGCGUCGUUGCCAAUGAAGAACGAAAUGGAUUCGUACAACCACUGGACUUUGGGCCACUAUUUGAUUCAGGCGUUACUUCGCUGGCUUCAGAACCUAUUGCGGAUGCAGUACUAAAAGUAGAUAAAAAUCAAUAUCCAAAACUAUUCGAUACUGUUGUUAGUAGUUCUAUCGAUUCUUUGCAUACUCGUGUAGCGCCCAUAGAGAGGGCAUUUUCUGCCGAUAGUUUUGGUUUUAACCCAAUUGCGAGUCAAAGCUUCCUACCACCUGCGAAAGCCGCUAAAUUAGUUGCGCAACCAAAACAACAAAGUCAGCUUCAAGCGAUACCUAUUGGCCAACAGCUUUCUCCCUUGAGAUAUGAUAUCCGCACUGUCCAUGAUGCGGACUAUAAAGUGUACAAGCCUGAGGAAGAGGAACAGGGAGAAGAGAUUUUAGCUGCUUUGAGAAAAAAUCCUAGUGUGGCUGCUUAUUUCAAACCUACGCAAACCAAUGUUGAAGUAGCUCAUCCAUUAAACUACCGCAAGGAAGAACUAAGCGAAAAUGCUGAAAUCGAACAGAACUACAAGCCAAAUGCUUAUAUUCCAGGACCAGCACGUAUCCGUCGCUACACUAGCGGAAGACAAAGGGAAAACUUGAAGAAAAGCAGCGAUGAUGACGAUGAUCCUUACAACUACAACGUUGAAUAUAUUUCAAAGCCCAAAGCUUUCGACACACCACUCUACAGCAGCGCUUAUAAAGAAAAGAAGGACUCCAACAAAGAUUACGAAUAUCCCUACAGUUAUGAUUCUGGGUAUGACCAUAAGGAAUACGAAAGAAUUAAACAACUGUCAGAGAAACAGGCUGCAGAAAUAAAACAAAACCCUGGAAAUUGUAAGGAGGUCAAAAAAGACGGCAUGACAUGCACGACAUGCAAGGACCCGAAGACUGGUGGAAACUUUGAAUCAUGUUCAUAUGUGGCGGAACCAAAGAACAACAAGUAUGCCUACUCAAAGGAAAGAAAAUUUGACAGCAACGAUGAGCCUGAUGAAGCUGAUGCACCGCAACAAGCUGAACCAGCACAAAAAUCCGAAAAAUAUGUGCAGGCCGAUGACAGCAGUGAACAAAAGUACUCGAAGUCAGCAGCUCCUGAAGAAAAUCACGAUUCUGGUUCCGGAGAAAAAUAUAAGGCCUACUACACUCACUCUUCCAAACCCACUCCCAGUGAAGCUUUGCGCGCGGCUGACGACAAGCAAAGUUCCGAAGAAGAAGGAGACGGUUCAUCAGGCAAGGCCUAUGAUUACAAGAAAGCUAUACCUGGCUUUUAUACUGAUAAUGAGCCCAAAAAAGAUGUGGAACACGUUUUAGCCGAAUUUAAGAAAAAGGACAGAUCUUCAUGUAAAAAGGUGCAGAAGAAUGGAAUGACUUGUUAUCAAUGUAUUGAUAAAAAUGGCUUGAAAAAUGAAGAGUGUAUGUUUGUGUCAGAAUCGGCACCAAAAAGGAGCCAUUUGGCCUACCAAGAAUUGAAAGAAUUUACCUCUAAGCCCGCAACUCUCGACCAGGGUAAUAAUGAGGGCGCGGAAAGCAAAACGGUGACUACAAGUGCACCUCCGGCUCAGAAGUCUGCUGCGUAUGUAGUAGACAACACCAACUAUGGAAAAAAGUUAAAGCGUAAGAAGGCACCUCAAAGUAUCGCUACUGCUGCUACCAGCCCAGUCGCUAGUGCUGUGAAACCACAGCCUGCAGCGGCUAACCCGCGUAAAACCAAGAGAAGUGUAGAGGCUGACGCCGAACAAAAAGCUCAAAUUGAAGAUGUGUCUAAUAUAGCACAACCUGAAGAAUUCGCGGGUAGCGACUCUAGGGGAGCUUUUUGGGCCGACACCAUGCCUAGAUACAGCGCAUCAUUAGGCGUUACACUGCCCGAAUACAUGCUGUCAAGGUCGGAGCAUGAACUUUCGUUUGAUGAAACCGUCGCGAGCGCGUAAAAGAUAUCUAAGGCUUUGACUUGUUAGCCAACAAAUACAGUAUAAGUAGAGCGUGUCGGUUGUACAACGCUUUAGAUAAAACCUGAACAAACGGUAACGGGUAUCCGUUGCGUAAUGGCACAAUAAGAUUUCACAGACUGACGUGUUCCGAGUCAGAUAUGGAAAACAAAUUCCCAGCCACAUCGGAAAAUUGUUGAUAGUGUUUUUGUUGGCUUAUAAUAUUAUAAUGAAUUUAGUGGAAAUGUGCAGUAAGGCGUAGAAAUACAAAUAUAUGUUAAGGAUGUAUUGACGAACUUGGUAGGGCUGAUGACUGUCCAUUUUAUCUGAAGUACUUAUAUUACGUUGUUAACUAGUUAUAGAUGUUAUGAAAAUAAUUAAAAUUGAUGUUAUUGUUAUUCUUA